Molecule: messenger RNA, 14306 nt
Organism: Cuculus canorus (common cuckoo)
Lineage: Eukaryota; Metazoa; Chordata; Aves; Cuculiformes; Cuculidae
Gene: PKHD1
Product: PKHD1 ciliary IPT domain containing fibrocystin/polyductin
Exons: 65
Coding region: 230-12319 (4029 amino acids)
Source: RefSeq, a predicted model, not a curated record
CUGGUGGGUUUCAGCACACUGUGACUCGGUGACCCCCACAGGGACUGAAUCGAGUGCCUCUCUGGACCCCAGACUGAAAGCUGCGGUGGAGCUGGCAUCGGGGAGAUGGAACAGGUCUGCAAGGGGAAGAAAGAAUACAGAGGGGGUUUGUUUUAAAGUUACUGGGAAGGUGCUGAGGCCCCACGAUCCUGGAGCCAGACUCCUGUGAAAUCCCCAUUCACAGUUAAAGAUGGAUGCUUGGAGAUGGUCCUUUCUGAGUGCUGAGCUGAUAUUCUUUGCAGCCUGGUGUAGCUGCGCUGCUUUUGCAGUGGCAGCUGCAGGAUUGCUCGUUAAGCCUCGAGAAGGCAGUGUCGCGGGAGGAACCUGGAUUACUCUUACCCUGGAUGGCUCAGCAUCCUACCAGCUGGAACAUGUCUCUUCAGCCAGUGGGUCCCAGCUGGAGGUGUUCCUGCUGAAUCCGGAUCUGCCCAGGUUGCCAUGUGAUGUCUCCCCUCUGCAUUUUGACUUAUCUGCUAUAAGAUGCAGAACAAGGCCGUCACCCCAGGAGGGUUUGUACUACGUGGAGGUGAUCUUUAAAGGACGUGUAAUUAGCAACCUGACUGAGAUGGAGAAAGAAAACUGUACUUUCAAGUUCUCUGCUGCGCAGACACCUGUGAUUUACCAAAUUGUGCCAGCAUCUGGUGUCCCAGGAAAUUUAAUAGAGAUUUAUGGCAAGACAAUUGCUGGAAGAUAUGAGACCCUGGACUUCAACGUGGAUUAUAUUGACGGGCCAGCUGUCCUCACGGCAGGAGAUGGAUGGACCAGCCUCUGCUCUUUUGCUGACAGGCGAGCUGGAAGCACGUACCCUGUUCAGGCAGAAGAUGGACUGGGGAUCCUGCAGUGCUCAGUGGAAGGGAACCACAUAGGGUCCCACAAUGUUAGUUUCUCUGUGUUUAACAAAGGAAAGUCAGCAGUACACAGAGGUGCUUGGCUUGUCAGUGCCAGACAGGAGCUCUUCUUGUACCAGACACAUUCAGAGAUAACCUCUGUGUUCCCGGCCGGCGGGAGUCUUGGAGGAGGCACUGAUCUCACAGUCACGGGGGAUUUCUUUGAGGUGCCGGUGCAGAUCACAGCUGCAGGUGUACCCUGCAGAGUCAAACAAGUCUCUCCCUGGGAAAUCAGAUGCACCACUGAGCCUGCUGGCAGUGGCAGAAGGCUUGAUGUCUCCCAGCCAGGAAACAGAGGGCUUCUCUUUGAAGUCUGGGACGACUCCUCUGAUCUGACAGAAGCAGGUCCUGGAUAUAGAUGGCAGUUUGUACCGAAUGCCAGUUCCCCAGUAAGAUUUCUGUCUGGGGCAAAGAAGUCCUUCAGCUCCAGGCUUCGUGGAUUUUUUGUGGCUCCUCAGACCAACAAUUACACCUUCUGGAUUCAGGCAGAUGGUCAGGCAUCUCUCUACUUAAGUUUAUCCCAAGAUCCAGAACAUAAGGUGAGAAUAGCUUCUCUCCCUGCCGGAAGUUCAGGGUGGUUUGAGAACUGGGUGAAGAACUGGAGUGAGCACUGGCAGCCAAAAUCCCAGAAAUUUGAGUUAAUUGCUGGCUCCAGGUACUACCUGGAAGCGCUGCAUCAUGGGAAGGCACCCAGCAAUGGGAUGAGAAUUGGAGUCCAGAUACAUAACACCUGGCUGAACCCCCACGUGGUGAACAACUACUACAUCGAGAGACAUGAAAUUUGGGCUCGUGCCUUGCAGCUUCCAGAAGUGCAGAUGUUGACAGUGUCUGGUACGGGGUGGUUCAGUAUCUCCUGGAAUAACACAUUGCGUAGGAUGAUCCCCACAAAUGCUACGGCUCACCAGGUGCAAACAGCUAUAGAGGAACUCCUUUCAAUAGGAUGUGAAAUGGAGCCAACCUCUGCUAAAAUCCUUUUCCACAACGGCUUUGAGACACCAGAUAUGAAGGACUUUGUCACCACUGGACACCGGGGCAGUGGUACAGAGCCUUUCUGUGGGAGGUUCAGCAUCAGCAGACCAAGCCAGCUUGUGAAAACUUCCUCAUCAGCUCUACCAAGAUAUGAUCUUACUGAGUACACUCAUGUGUGUUUUGCACAUAAAGGCCAUAUGAGCAAUAUCCUUCAUAUCUUGUUGUCCUACACCAAUGCCUCUUUAUAUUCAGUGAAGAGGAACCUCACCUGCCUGUGGGAUUUCAAUGAAACUGUCUCUGAAAGGUGGGCGUUCUCGUGCAGUGACCUCUGGGAGGGCUGUGUCCAUCGCUCCUCGCUCCUCCAGGACCUCCCGGCCGGUUCCCCGGUGUUUGUGCACCGGAUCGAGCUGCAGGAGGGGACGGCGGGGUCCCCUCACCUCGAUGAGCUCCUCGUCGCAGACAGGGCUGUGACUGUGUCUCAGAGAGAUCCCAGACCACCUGGGCCAGGCAGGAGGGCGGUGGCAGCGGUGUCUGUGGUGGGGUCUCUUCCCACUUACAACGUGUCCUGGCUGGUGUCUGGCUGCGGUGCGAGCCCGCCCCUGCUCUCCCCAAGAGAUGCUUUACUUGGGGAGGACUCUAAGGAGUACGGCUACCUUGAUGUCUCCACGGAGGAUGUGAGAGUCAGCCUCACCAUUCAGAGACUGCAAAAGUCAUCCCCACCUAUUGGAGGGACCUUCCGCAUCCACUUGGGUAAUACGGUGAUAUCAGGUGUUUCAGUGCACGCCUCCCCCCGCCAUCUCCGCAAGCUUUUGCAAGACAGCAUGGAUAACUCUGCAGCCCCGUACUUCAACACCAGUGACUUCAUCGUGACCAAAGACUCAAACUCUUGCUAUGAAAGUAUCUGGACGCUGACUUGGAAAACGCAGACUGGGGAUUUGCCCAUUGUUAUCAAUGUCUCUGCUGAAAACCUCACUGGUCUGAAGGCAACUAUUUCUAGUCGUGUGGUUUAUGAUGGGGGUGUGUUUAUUGGGCCAAUAUUUGGAGACAUGCUUGCUACCUUCAAUAACAAAACACAGGUGGUGGUGGUGGUGAAUGAUGUCCUGGCAAACUGUUCUGGUUCCUGCUCUUUCCAGUUCAGCCGAGAGAUGACACCCUUAGUCAGCGAUGUGGAGUAUUCUUCAGAUGAUGGGUCCCAGGCCACAGUAAUUAUCAGGGGAAGUGGCUUCACUGAGGAGAAGCCAGCCCUACAGGUAGAGGUGAACAACACGACCUGUCAUGUCAUAACAGUGAAUCAAACUGAUGUGGUUUGCCAGAUGGAGAAGCUGCCAGUUGGAGUCUACGUGGUGACACUGCUAGUGAGACCUUUUGGAUUUGCACUCAGUGGCAGCACAGGAGAAGGCAUCUUCCUAAGAAUUGAUCCAAAACUUACAGCUAUUGAACCUCCUACAGCUUCAGAAAUCGGAGGACAGAGAGUAGCUCUCAGGGGGACCAAUCUGGAAAGUGUAAACUUGGUGCUCUUUGGAUCUCAGCCUUGCCCAAUUUUGGAGGAUGACCAAAAUUCAACAACAAUUGAGUGUAAAGUUCCUUCUCGGGGGACAGAAGAUGCUGCUAUCCCUGUGACACUAAUUUCUGGAUACCAGUCAACAACAGUAACCAACUUGUUCCAGUAUAAUUCUUCCUUAAACCCUGCUAUUGUAUCGCUGAGCAGGAACAGAAGUGGCAUAGUAGGAGGUCAGGAGCUUCAGAUUGGAAUAUCCCAGUUUGCCAGCUACCGAGGGGCGGAUAUCAAGGUGCAAAUCGGAGACUCGUGGGCACAGAUCCAGGCACAGACAGACCAUGGUGUUAAUGUGAUGCUUCCAGCCUUGGUUGAGGGAUGGUACAACGUUUCUGUCUUCAUCGAUGGUGUUGCUGUCACUGCAAAUAGGGUGGCACCAUUAAUCCAGUACCUCUCUGAGAUCUUCAGUAUAGAGCCAUGCUGUGGCUCCUUUCUGGGUGGAACACAGCUUACAAUCUCUGGGAUGGGCUUUGGCCAAAAUCCUGCCCUGGUUUCUGUUUCAAUGAAUGGGCAACCCUGUAUGGUUACUCACUUGACAGAAGAGACGGUUUGGUGCCUGACCCCGCCAGCUGCUAAUUUGUCUAGUGAAGAUUCACACGACCUCUCUGUCAGAGUAAAUGUGGUCAUCAGCACUAGGUCUCUUCAGCGCACUCUUUUUGCAAAAACAACCACCACCUUCCAUUACCAGAGAGCUCUGACUCCCCUGGUUACUGUUGUUGAAGCAGAAGUCACAAAUAGCAACCUGCUCUUGAGCAUCCAAGGCAUAAACGUCACUGGAUCUGUGGCUAAGUUUGGACACAGAGAAUGUGAAUUGGAGUUUCAAAGUGGCAACAAGUCUGCAAAGUUUUAUCAGUGUUCUUUGUCACUGAACAGCCUGGAACCUGGGACUUUCUCCAUCCAGGUUAUCCAGAAGCAGCUGGGAUAUGCUCGUGUGGCAGCAAGGCUGCAGGCUCUUACGAUAGCUCCAAGGAUAACCUCCAUAUUCCCAUCACAAGGAUCAAUCUGCGGUGGGAUGUUACUCACUAUAUCUGGUAUUGCUUUGAAAUCCCGAAGAGAUUUAGUACAGGUCAGCAUGGAUGGUAAUUGUUCCUGUGAGAUCCAGAACUCUGCUAACGAUGCCAUUAAUUGUAUUGUCCUCCCAGGGGCCCAUCCUUGGCAUCGCAGGUGCCUGGGUGAGGUGUUUGGGGCUCUUAAUGUCACAGUGACCGUCAAUGGGAUCAGUAGCGUUUGCCUUGGAGCCUGUACACUCCACCUUCAUGAACAGUGGACCCCACUUGUGGAUCUGGUGACCUGGGAGACCAAUGGGACGUUCACCUCUGUGAUGAUCAAAGGACAGAGGUUGGCAUGGCCAGGUGACAGCCCCGUGGUACAUGUGAAUAACCAGUCUGUCUGCAAAGUAACUUUUUGGAAUGAGACCAGCAUCGAGUGCCACACAGACUGUCUUGCCCCCGGGGAGUAUGACAUUUCCAUACACACCAGGAAAAGAGGCCGAGCUUGCUUCAGAAACGCAUCCAGCGUUCUCACCGUCCUGCCUCAGGUGUACUCGUUUUACCCACGAAACUUCAGUACCAGUGGUGGAGGUCUGCUGACCUUGGUCGGGUUGUCACUGAAAGGGAAGAGAAUGACCUCUGUUCUCAUAGAUUAUCACCCAUGCCUUGUUCUCAGUGUCACCUGUGUAGCUGUCCAGUGCGUGGUGCCUCCAGGUAAUGGGACUAGGGCUUUGAGUCUAAAAGUAGAUGGCAUCUCCCGUUACCUUGGUAGAAUAAAUUACAACGAGGAGUUUACCCCAUCUUUCCUUUCACUUGUUGCAACUGGUCACCUUUUAACAAUCACUGUGUCACGGCUCACAGAGAUGGACAGCAUCUACAUAUAUGUUGGAGACUUUAUUUGCAGUGGUGUCACCAUCACUCGCUCUGCUCUACAGUGCUCGGCUCCUCUUCUCCCUGCUGGCAAGUACCGUGUGCUGGGCCUGGAUGUCCCUCGGGGCUGGGCUUCCUCCAACCUGACGUUCACCUCUCAGCUGAUGGUGACAGCCAUGCAUCGCAACUGGGGUGCCUUGAAUGGAGGAGCAGUUUACCUGAGCGGAAUGGGGUUUUCCCCGGGGAAGACUUUGGUCACCAUCUGUGGCGCCUCUUGUGAAAUGCUGGAUAACCCGACGACGACUGAGCUGAGCUGCCUUGCCCCACGCUUACACGCAUCUUUGGCCAUUCUCUGUGGCCUGACGCGUUCUGCUGUUGACUGCCGAGAAGACAGAACCACCUUCAUUGAAUGCGAUGUCCAAGUUACAGUAGGUUCCUAUCACCAGAGAGGAUCUGCGUCUUACCUCUAUGUCUGUGAGGACAGCCCACCUCAGUGGCACUGGAGGGGCACCAGCGCACCCCAAAGGCGUUUUGCUGGGCUCUUUGCCAGCCCUAAAGUGGAAAGAGAUGAAGUUCUCAUCUAUAAUAGCUCCUGUAACAUUACCAUGGAAACUGAGGCAGAGAUGGAGUGUGAGGGAGCUAAUCAGCCAAUUACCGCCAAGAUUACUGAGAUAUGGAAAAUCUGGGGCCAGAACACUCAGCUCGCCGCUCUGCAGUGGUGUGGCCGGUGGGACGAGGACUCCAGCUGGCCUGGCGGCCACCAGCCGCGAGAUGGCGAUACCGUCACGGUGGAAGCGGGCCGGACGCUGCUGCUGCGGAGCGCCACCGCCGCCCUCCACCUGCUGCAUCUGAGAGGUGGCAAACUCUUGUUUAUUGGUCCAGGACCUGUAGAACUGCAUGCUCAUUACAUUCUGAUAUCUGAUGGAGGAGAGCUCCAGGCAGGAUCUGCCGAGACUCCUUUCCCUCACAAAGCACACAUCUAUCUCUAUGGAAGCCUUCGUUCUCCACCGUUAUUUCCAUAUGGAGUCAAGUUCCUGGCAGUGAGGAAUGGGACGCUUUCCCUUCACGGCCGGAUGCCCAAAGUAACUUUCACACACUUGAAAUCAUCAGCUCGUGUUGAUGACAUGCGGCUGCUGCUCCAGGAACCUGUUGACUGGCAACCAGGUGAUGAAAUCCUGGUGGGAAGGAUGGGCCUUGGAGCUGCGGAGCAGCAAGAAGAAAUGGCUGUCAUUGAGUCUGUGAACAACACGGAGCUGUACCUUAGAUCACCGCUCAGGUAUUCCCACACUGUUGGAGAGGGAUGGGUGAAUGGCCAAGGUCUGCCUCCGAGUGCUGUGGUGGCACUGAUUAGUAGAAUGAUUGUUGUUCAAGGAAAUGUAACGAUGGAAAGAAUGUCCCACCUCAGAGAGUGUGCACAAGCAAGCGUUACAAGAGGUGGCUCCAGGUGUCUGUACAAGCGAAGUGAGAGGCAGCUGGGGUCUCGGGACCUGGGGGCCAUCGUAGUUGUGGAGGCCUUCCAGGGAGAGGCAAGUCAUCUCUGGUUGGAAGGGGUCCAAUUCCGCCACGUCGGCCAAGCAUUUCGGCAGCACAUCAGCGCCCUGACUGUUGCUGGCAAUGCACACAUGGCAGACUCUUAUGUACGUGGCUGUUGUGUUUUGGACUCCUUUGGCCAAGGGCUCCGUCUGACUGGGAUCUCCAACCUUAGUGUGGACAGUAAUGUUUUCUACAACAUUUCAGGCCAUGGGCUUCUGCUGGGAGAGGGACUGGAAGAGGGCAACAAAGUCAGAAACAACAUAGUGGUUGGCCUUUCUGGAACAGAGGGUUUAUCCAACAUUGAGACACUGUCACCAGCAGGGAUCUACAUCAGGGCUCCUGCCAACCACAUCAAGGGUAACACAGUGUGUGCUGCUGGGUACGGCUAUUUCUUUCAUCUCUCCCCUGGGGGACCAUCCAAAAUGCCUCUCCUGUCCUUCAGCGAGAACGUAGCUCAUUCCUGCACAAGGUAUGGGUUACUGGUGUACCCACAAUAUUUGCCAGACAGCCCAAACAAUCAAGUUCAGUUCAGCAACUUCACAGCUUGGGGCAGCCAAGGUGGAGCACAGAUUUUUAGAAGCAGUAACCUUGAACUCCAACGCUUCUGGAUUUAUGCUUGCAAAGACUUUGGCAUUGACAUCGUAGAAAGCCUGGGAAACACUUCUGUAGCUGACAGUGUCUUAGUUGGACAUGUUGGGCAAAAGGAUGGGAUAUGUAUGUCAGCAGGACUGAAAACUCCCAAAAGAUACCAACUACUCAUCUCCAACACAACUUUUGGGAACUUUGAUGCGAACACUUGCGCUGCAAUCAGGACGUGCUCUGGCUGUUACCAAGGGCAAGGUGGUUUUACAGUGAGAGCUGAACGUCUGACCUUCAUCAACUCACCUUUCCAAGUGUCCUUCCCCUUUCCUCACUCUGCCAUCCUCGAGGAUCUCGACGGCUCUGUCACAGGGCAGAAAGGAAGUAAUCUCCUCCCUUCCACAGACAUCCUUGGGGCAUCUUGCACAGCCAGUGCCAACUUCAGUCAAGCUUCUGGCAGCAGUGUUUGUGGCACGGACCUUGUUUUCCACCGUAUGUCUCUUUAUUUAAAAGAGGCUCCAGACAUUCCCUAUAAUUUAACUGUGACAGACAGUAGGAAUAAGACAACGACAGUCAAUUACGUCCCUGAUACUUUAUCAAACCUGUACGGCUGGAUGGUUCUUCUCUUGGAUAAGGAGACUUAUGCAUUGACAUUUGACAACCCUUUGGUCAGCAAACAGCUCCAGUAUUCAGUGACAUUUAGCAACUUCAUGACUGGGAAUUACUUGCUGGUGGAACACUACGAUCUUCCUGCCUAUCCUGAGGUUGCAGUGACCUGCGGGACAAGGACGGGAAGGCCACUUCAGUCACUGCCUUCAUACGGUCGGCACAGGAGCUGUGACUGGUAUCUCGACAGCAGGCUGGGGAAGCUGACCUAUCUGGUCGCAGGAGCUGACUUAAUUCAGGUUGCACUGACAGAGAAGGAAAGAGUGGCUUUACCUCCCCCAGCUUCUUCUGAUGCUGUGUUGAAAUGGUCACACUCAGAGACAUGGAAUGACGUGAGAAAAGGCUGGGGUGGAUCCAAUGGCAGUGUCCCAGGACCUUGGGAAGAUGUCAUCAUCUUACCUAACCGGACCGUCCUGGUGGAUACACCUCUUCCCCCUCUGAGAGGCCUCUACAUCCUGGGGACCCUCGAAUUUCCCAGCAGCUCAAGCAACGUCCUGAGUGCAGCCUGUAUCUUGGUGAUGGGAGGCACGCUGAAAGUGGGUUCUCUUCAACAUCCCCUAGAAAGGGAUUUAAAGCUGCUGAUCCUUCUUCGGGCAUCUGAAGGAAUUUACUGCGAUCGUCUGGAGGAAAUAAACGUCCACCCAGGGAGUAUUGGGGUUUAUGGAAAUGUGCAAAUUUAUAGUGCUUAUCCUAAGACGUCUUGGACACAUCUGGGAAGUGACAUUGCUCCUGGCAAUGAAAGGAUUUUUGUGGAAGAUGAAGUGGAUUGGAACCACGGUGGAGAUAUUGUGAUCAGCUCUUCCUCCUAUGAAGCCCACCAAGCUGAAGCAGUUACGCUUAAAGAAGUCCAUGGUCAUAGCGUAAGAACUCAUGAACGCCUUCUGCACAGGCAUAUUGGGCGUUCCCAUGACACAGAAGACGGUAGACGCAUCCCUUUGGCUGCGGAGGUUGGACUCCUAACACGCAAUGUACAGAUCAAGUCUGAUGUGGCUUGCGCUGGGAGGAUGCUGGUAGAACGUUUUACAGACUCAAGUGGGACAGAGUUUGAAGGUGUCCUUCAACUCUUAAAUACUGAAUUUUUGAACUUUGGGCCUCCUCAGCUUUCUGCCAUUGAAUUCAGGAAUAUAUCCCAAAGGUCCUCGGUGUUGUCAUCCAGCAUUAAUGGAAGCUGCGGAGCUGGCAUUAAAGCAGUCAUGAGUAAACAGAUCUUAUUGUGUGAUAACAUUGUGUUUAAUACUGUUGGACCUGGCAUUGAUUUGGAAGGGCAAAAUCAUUCUCUCUUCAGGAACCUUGUUAUUCUGAGCAGGCAACCAGAAGGCUCAUUAAACUGGGUUGCUGGCAUCAAGGUGAACCUUGCCACUGGUGUCUCCCUCUGUGGCAAUUCCGUGGCAGGAUCUGAACGAAUUGGCUUCCAUAUCAAAGGCCAAGAGUGUUUGCUUGAUGGAGAGUAUUGCCGUGAAAAUGUGGCCCAUUCAAGUCUCCAUGGUAUUCACCUCUACCAUGGAGAUGGAUUUCAGACCUGCACCAGAAUCACAGGUUUUCUGUCCUAUAAGAAUUAUGACUAUGGUGUCAUGUUCCACCUCGGAAGCAGUGUCGUGAUGGACAAUGUGGUGCUGGUGGACAACACUGUGGGUCUGAUGCCAGUAGUACACUGUCUCUAUGCCAAGCAAUGCCACACAGGGAAAAGAUUCAUAGAGGUUAGAAACUCCAUCAUCGUUGCCACCAGCUCAACUUUUGACUGCAUCAGAGACAGGAUCAAGCCUCGCUCAGCUGAUCUAACAGCCAGGGAUCGACCACCGUGCUAUCCUCUGAGGGGCCGUGUUGGGAUUUUAUGGCCUACGUUUACUACUGUUCCCAGCCGAAGGCCAGAUAACCCAUGGCACAAAACUGGUUGUUGUCCAAAAGUCGUGGGACUAAUGAAGCUGAAAGAAGUCACCUUUACUGGUUUUACAAAGAGCUGCCACAGCGAGGACAGGGAUGUCUGCAUCUCGUCAAACGCUGAGCAUUCAGGCAUCAUGCCUCUUAUCACAGCAGAGAGAUCAAGGAUGCUACAUGUCAGUGAGAAGGAGAAGUUCUACUUCCACCCGAGAAGCAUACAGACCUCUGAAGACACCAUGUUCCCUGAAGAGAGGUGCAAAAGCUCAAGGAAGGCCCUUUUCAAGGAUUUGGAUGGAGGUAUCCUGGACCUGGAACCACCUGUUUCUGUUUUCCCAAAAUCAGAAUUCGAAUGGACACAGUUCUACCUGCAAGCUGGAAUUUACAGAGAUGACAGCAACUGUAUCUUCAAGCUCUCGGUUCAAGGUUACUUCUGCAAACAGACCGACCAUGCACUUGUCAUCCUAGAAAACCUAGACCCCAGUAUGGUCAGCCAGAAACUGUUCCCUGUGGUAGCAAUAUCUGGCAGCUUUAUGGACACCUUCAGUGAUGGGACUUUGCAUGCAUCGUGUUACCCUGGAGAGCAUCACUCUACUCUCUUUUCUGUGUUGCCAUCCACCAAACUCACCACAAUUUGCUUCCCAGAUCUGGCACCUCUGACUUUCAGACUCUACCUCCUCAGCGGCCAAAACACAACACGAGUGCCCCUUGCUAUAUUCUACAGUGAACCACUCAGCCUUCGUGUUUUCGUUCAAGGGAAAUAUGUCUUUCCGACCCCAUCUUCUUUUUCACUGAAUGAAGGAGCAGGAACCAAUUACUUUAGCUUUGAGGACAAUCUUCUCUAUGUUCUCCUGAGUGACAAGGAACCGGUAGAAAUAGUGGCUGGCCUUUCCCUUCUUGUGGCUUUUGCUGUAACUGAGGCUGUCGGGGAAGAGAAUGAAGCAAGUCUAAUGCAUCGAUUAGCUGAUUUCUUGAAGGUUGGUCAUGACCAAGCCAGAGUAAUCCAUCAUGUGCUGGGAGGUGAAAGCAUGUUAAAGACAAUCUCGGACAAUGCUAGCAAGAAGAGAUAUCACUGCCCCAGCAUGGCAUUUUACAUGGAUUCUCAUAGUAGAUCUGGCUCACAGGAAGCGGGCAGAGGACCAGUGAGCACCCGAGCUCUGCAGCCACCUGAUGUGGCUGGUUCAAGAGUGCUAAUCAUUGAACUUGGUGAUCCACCAGACCAUCCAAGAAAAGAGUUGACAAGUGACAGCCUAAAGGGCUUGGUCAGAACAAUUAUCAACGCUCAUCAGACUGGAGACCUUCAGAGAGGUCUGGGUUUGUCUAUUGAUACCUUAAUGGUGACUCAGCCUGCCCUACUGUUUCCAAUGGAAGAUAACAAUGGAAAUGGAAGCAGACAACAUUCAGAAACGUCCUUGUACAUGAGACCUUACAACAUCGCUGUUCAUGUGCAGCCCUCGGAUGGAGAAAUUGAGAAGCAGCUUCCUAUACAGCCAAAAGUCAUUUUCCUGGAUGGGAAGGGCCAAAGAGUUGACAAACUGGGGCCUCCUUCAGAACCCUGGGUUGUAUCAGCUCACCUCAAGGGCUCCUCGGAGGCUGUGCUAAAAGGGCUCACCCAAGCGCAGGUCAUAGAUGGAUGUGCAAGCUUUACCAGUCUGGCCAUCUCCAGCCCGGGUAUGAACUGGAGACUUGUGUUCACUGUCACAUCACCUCCAGGAGCUAAGUUUACUGUGCUGUCUCAGCCGUUUACCAUUUCCCCUGUCCCCAUGGGAGUGAAGGCCAGCAUGAUCCUCGUUGUCACACUAAGCUCAGCAGCAGCUGCGUUCAUCCUCACUCUUGCAUUCUGCUGGUUCAAGAAGAGCAAAAUUAAGGGAACGGUGACCGAACGGGCUGAUGUACUACAGGCCAGGGCCAAGGGACCAUCGAAACAACCAGGGCCUCAUGGUGCUCCCAUCCAGCCUGGCUACAAUGAAGGGGAAAAUAAAAGUGGCGUGCCUGUAGCAGGAGAUACAGAAGGAACUAGAGCCGUGGGCCAUGGCCUGGGACAACGGGAGAAGCUGAACCGAAAGCCCUGUGAAGUCAAGUCAGUGAGAAAGGCGACCACUGUUCAGUCUAAUACAGGUAACAGAGACACCAUUUCUUCAGCUAGAAACAGUGACAGUCACCAACACCUACAUGGAGGAACAUCUCCCGGUGACUCUCUGGAACUUCAGCAGCCAACUGCCGUGGGGAGCUGCAGCCAGAAGGACGUGCCCCAGCCUUCAGCCGGUUACAACGAGGGAAGAGGGAAGUCUGAAAGGGUGCCCAGACCUCAGAAUGAUGUUGGAGAGUAUGUUGCUGUGGUAGCAGCAGAGGUAUAAGCAAAGAAGUAUGAGGUGGUGGACCCCUGACAAAACAAGCUUUGCCUGGCUUGUGUUCAACGUGAGAAUGAGUCUUUUGUCUCUGUGGUCAGAGGAAAACAUACACUUAUUGGCCUGGGAGCCAGACUGCCACGCUGCACGUGUACGGAUGAACCGGGUGCUAGCUGGCCAGCUAGGUCAGGCUUGGGAUUACGUUUGAAAGCAUUCAGAGAUUGGUCUAAAAAUUCACCAGGGCAGAUGAUUGGGUUUCUGAUCCUUUAAUAUACUGGCACUGAUGUACUUAGUGGCUGGAGCAAUGCCCAUUGGCAUAUGUGCACACAUAUACAUAGAUACAAGUUUUCCCAUUUCUUCUAUUCAAAGAAUCUCAUUAUGUGAACAAACCUCUUUUUUUAAUAUAUUAGUUAAAUACAAGCAUGUAUUCAACUUCCAUUUCUCUGUGACUUGAGUAAGUACUUCUGUUUCUCUCUAGUUAAAUCUGUGUUUGUUUGUUUUUUUUAAUUAGAGUAUUUCACUGAGUUAAAUCUUCACAGUGUCAUUUUUUUUUAACACCCUUAAAUCACUGGCUUGUUGUGAACACUGCUCUUUAUGAAUGAUGGCGAUAAUGCUGGUGUUCUAUGGUUGCUCAGAGAAUUCCUUUGUGCUUUGCUUUACUGAGCUGGAAGAUGAGGAACUUUAUUAUGCCCUCUCUGUACCAUAAAAUUCUUGAUUGCAAGGUGGCCUGGUGGCACAAGUUAAAAUUUAUACUCCUCUGCAGGAAAAAUACUCAAGAAGGAAGGGGAGGUUUCUGCCCAGAUCAGCAGUGGAAGAGAAGGCAAGAAACCUUGAUUUGGAAAAAAAAUCCCCAACCAACCACAAACCAGAUCACUUCAAGCUGAAGGAGCUGAUGUGCCGGUGCUGUCAGUGAGCUACACGGUUCUCUGGGCUCAAAACCACGUUCACCAGCAUUGACUCCUGCAUUGUGAUGUGUCUGUAAGCAUCAUCUUCUGGUGAAGUCAGACUGACUCCAUGGUGAGCCAAGCUUCUGGCUGACUGCACAGGAGCUUUUCUGGCUUAAGACACUUGAGGGUGAGGGCAUUGUAUUGUCAAGUGCAAGAGAUCAGGCUUUCUGACCUCUUUCUUAAGGAAAAGCAAUUUCUUAUAUUAUUCUCUGCAGAGACCAAAAUAUUUUCUGUGGCAGAUCCCUAAGUCUCAUGGUUUCGGGUCCAAAUAAGAAGAUAUACUUUGCAGAGACAUCCAGGUUUGUUGAAAUGAUUUGGAGACCCUUCUUUUCCUCCACAGCUGAAAUCCAGUUUUAGAUGCCGUCACAUGGUAGGAGGUCCUUUGCUCUGUGCAGAUACACAAUUCCUCCAUCCCUCGAACUCCACUCUCCUUCAGCAGUUCUGCUCCUAGUAAAUGACUAUCAUAUCCAAAGCAGCGUGAAAGCAAAUAACAUAUAAUUACAAAUGUCAGAUGUAUGCAAAUAAUAUGUAAAUAAUGUAGAAUAUAAAUGAUUUUCAAAAUUUAUACAAUGGAGCCGCCUUCUUGGGAAAAAAAUCAGACGUACUAGAAACAGUUAAGGGCAUUAAUUAAUCUUUUAAUUCAUAAUCCUUGCAUUUAUCCACACUUUUGUUUACAGAAUAAAUAAUGUCUUACAUGUCUAGACUUCUAAUGGAAUAAGCAUGGCUAAAAAGUCUUUAACUGCAGCAUUCUCGAUCUUGAUUUCCCACACUGCUGUGCAUUAACUGAGUGAGUGGUGGAGCAUGGGAAAGAAGUGAGGCAAAACAUGAUGAAAAAUCAGUGCAAACAUGAAGUGAAUCCUGAAUAAGUAAGGAAUUUAGGGGAUCUUGUGUUUUGUAUAAAAAAAAAAAAAUGGCAUGGUGAUCAAAGAGAAAGAAGAUGUGACUGAGAUUUAGUGGCCGAAGAACAUGGUUAAAUGCUAGGUAGUAUCUUUUCUAAAAAUAACUGGGUUUAGGCGGAUUGGAUCAGCACUUGACUGAAAUGAGAUCUG